CUGACUGCCGAUUUCCCCCCGCUCCGCCAGUCCGCCCUGUCCGCGCCUUCGCCUGCCCUAGCGCGUCGCCGCCGCCUUGUGCCUCGCCGCCCAGGCCUGUCGUCGCCGUCCGCCCGAGCUCGUCACCCCCGGGACCCGGCGCCCACGCGCGGCCGCGCAGGCCGGCCGCCGGCGCAGCGCCAGCGCUAGCGCUCGCGGCUCGCGGCCCGCCCCAGCUCCGCCGUUCCAGCCGCCUGUCGCGCUCAGCUAGAGGGGCGGCGGUGGAGGGUGCAUCGAGAGGAGGUGGCCGAGGUUGCCGCCUGCGUGCGCGGCUCCCGACACGGCGGAUCCCUCCAUCUCCUCGAUCCGGAGCCACUGUCCAUUGAGCAAGAAGACAGCUAGCGGCUACCCAAUCUGCCAGUGAACCAAGGUGAUUAGGUGAACAGAGGAUCGACAAAUUUAUUCAUAUUUCGUGAAAACUAGAAAUGCCCGCGGCGUUGCAGCUUAUGGCCAGUGCUUGGCUCACGUUUUUUUCUUAAUCCUCUGUUGAAGCGAGGUAGAUGGGUAUUCAGCUUUUUAUAUGCUGGUUCUGAGAUCUCUUACAUGUGAACUAAUUUGUUCUUUUUAGUAAAGCAUUGUAAAUGUUGUUAGAUAUCAAAUUAUUGAUUAAUUGUAGAAGUAUGGGAACAUUGUGGGCAAUGAGAAAUUGUCAACACAAGUGAAUCUAAUUUUUCUCCUCAAAAGAUAGGCAUCUUAAAGCCUGUCAUUUCAUCAUAUACACAAUGAUAUGGUGCAUAGAAAUGUUCUUGGCUGUCUAAAGCUUUGGUAGUUGGUACUCAACCAAAAGAUACAUAGUAAGAGCAUUAAUUAACCAAAGUUGUAUCCACAAACUUUAAGCAAAAGGAGCGGUUCACAUUGGUGGUCCCUGUACAAUAAAAUACACACUUUGUAUAACGAAAAAGAUAAUAUUAGAUAAAUACUAAUGUUAAUAUCAGUUAUGAUAAUAUGGAUGUCUAAAGAAAUUUAUUUAGCUGGUAUUUCAUGCCUUUUUUACUUUUGGUCUUUGCUUAUUUGGGAUCAGUUUCUGGUGCUAGUUCCUGAUAAUACAUAGUAAUAUUUUGUUAGAAUAAGUAUUCACACUUUGAACAAUAAAUCAAUCUAUCAGAUCAACCAAUUGCUUCUGCAAAUCCACGCCACUAAUCAACCCAACCCAACACACUCUUGUACUACUACGACUCCUCUUCAGACUUUCAGAGCCCAUCCAAUCACACUAAAAAGAAAAAAGAAAAUACAAAUUCAAGAAAUAUCUCAAUUACAAAUAAAUUGAAGAGUCAAAUGUGAUUCAUGGGUACAAUAUAAGAUAAGAUACAUAUGCUAUACAGUUUACCAUGAAUUCAUGAUAUAUGUGCGAUAUAUGCUAAGCGGGUAAUGAAUGGUGCAAAUAUGAAGAAUCCUACUGAAAAACAAGCAAACUAUGGUUUCUUGUAUGACAAACUGGAACAUUUUGCUGAUCUGGGAAAUCCAGUGCUGAAAGUACAAGGAGUGACAGAGAGGGAAACAACUGCAUGACCCCAUUAUGUGAAACCAAAAUCUAACAAACACCCUGUGAAUGGUGAUCUUGAAAAGGGAACUCCAAGUGAUUACAGCAAGCACAUCUCUGGACAAACUGAUCACUUGGAUGAAAAAAAUGUGCAUCGACCUGUUUCUGCCAUGAAGGAGAAGUGCAAAGCCUCCUGUUCCUGACGAUGCCUAUGGUGAGGUGCCUAACAAUCGGAAGAAGGCCAUAGGCCAAACACCCAGCAUUCCCAGAAGCCACUCAAGCAGGCAGAAUGGUUCUAAAUUUGAUCAUGAUCCGAGCAGAAAAGUGACAUCAGAUAUUUUCAUGAUUAUUCUGAUGCAGUGGUCAUUUGGUCUCCAGUAUUAGUUUCAGAUCAGACCUGUGAUGACUCUAAGGAAGAGAAACUUGUUGCAGUGAUGGAGAAACAGGUCAAAAAGCUCACGGAAGUAAUUGCAGAAGAACCGGAGCAAAGGAGUACUGUUCACAAGUCUGCUUGCAUGGUAAAAGUGGAGGAUCCACCAAUCCUAUGCAUCUUGCCUAAGGUAGAAGCCACGGAUAUUCCUGAUAAGAUAGUGUGUGCCGAGACCAUCAAGGAAGAUGCUUCCACUGUCACUUGUGAGGUCGGCCAGUCUAAUCUUCUUGUCAAUACACUUAGCAGAUUUGCCUAUGUUUUUUAUGGCAUUUCAUCGAGCAGUUGCUGGGUGGCUGGGCGUCAUCCAUUUAGAUGAGGCAGGGAAGGGGCUUCAGGUUGUUGGUGCUGAGAGGGAAGCAGGAGAGGGAAGCAGGUCGAGCGCACCUCGGCGGUGCGCAACCACGCCGGCAGGAGGCUCGGAGACGCCGAUCGCGGUACCCCAACUUUUCCCCUCACCACGCCGAUGGAAUCAGACGCCGAGGAGGAGGCCGCGGCAACCCCGGCGGCAGUGGCGGGGCCGGCUGCGGGGCGACUGAAGGGAAGCCCAGAGCUGACUGUGGACGCGGACAUGCAAGAGAUGGCUAAGGCGGCCGCGUGGAGCGUCAGCUCCUGCAAGGCCGGCAAUGGCGUCGCAGCCCUCCGCGAUGACAACCUAGACACCUACUGGCAGUCGGACGGCGCGCAGCCGCACCUGGUGAAUAUCCAGUUCCAGAAGAAGGUGCAGCUGCAGCUUGUUGUGCUCUACGUGGAUUUCAAGCUCGACGAGAGCUACACACCGAGCAAGAUCUCCAUCCGGGCCGGGGAUGGCUUCCACAACCUCAAGGAAGUUAAAACUGUGGAGCUUGCAAAGCCAGUUGGUUGGGUCCAUAUAUCAUUAUCUGGGGCUGAUCCACGAGAAACAUUCAUUCAUACAUUUAUGCUCCAAAUUGCGAUUUUGUCCAAUCACCUAAACGGGCGGGACACUCAUAUCCGACAGAUCAAGAUCUAUGGGCCAAGACCGAAUCCUGUUCCCCACCAGCCAUUUCAUUUUACUUCCAGGGAGUUCAUCACAUACUCCACCAUUAGAUGACAAUCAGCAAACCUAGUUGUCUGUAGUCCUCCAUGCUGGAGUUGCCUGCUGAAGAUUGGAGAGAGCUUAUACAGUUCAGAGUUAAGGUUUGCAGUUGCAAGCUUUGAUCAGUGCAGGCGGGAUUCAACACUUGAAGCAUCUGUCGAAGCCCUAGUUGCCUUUCAAGCAUCAACUGGAGAACUGACAUUUUUCGUACGAAUUAACUAUUGGUAUCCAUUAAUGUAUAACAGUAUUUACCUUCAUGUGCUUGAGAGCUUCUCUGGGAGAAUAUCGUCCUGGGAACUCCGUUUCACCUUUUUAAAACUAUUUCUGACACUUACCUGAUUCAUUUGAUAUAGAUUAGUUAUUAUGAUGAUCUUUUUUAGCUAAA
Molecule: messenger RNA, 3388 nt
Organism: Panicum virgatum (switchgrass)
Lineage: Eukaryota; Viridiplantae; Streptophyta; Magnoliopsida; Poales; Poaceae
Product: anaphase-promoting complex subunit 10-like
Exons: 8
Coding region: 2413-3018 (201 amino acids)
Biological process (GO): protein K11-linked ubiquitination; anaphase-promoting complex-dependent catabolic process
Cellular component (GO): anaphase-promoting complex
Source: RefSeq, a predicted model, not a curated record